AUCGGCACGCAUGAACCCUGCGACAGGCAUGUUGUUUCGAACACAGGCGCCAAGGCAAUCUAAACACUGCCGCUCCGAGAUACAAGGCACCUCGCGACUGCUGGCUAUCAAACAGCACCCGGGCGAAUUGCUGCUUGCGGAAGCUCGCUCACCCUGCAAUAUGUUUCCAUGUCGUGUUUUAGACUGAUAGUGAUGAUCAGGGACACAGCAUACUGUCCCGGGCUCUAUAAAGCCUCACCGCACCCUGACUCCCAGCGCACCACCUCAAGUCCCAGAAACUAAGCAACCAUGAAGCUCUCCAUCCUUGUCCCCGCACUCGCCUGCCUCUCCACAACCCAGGCCGCCAUCUCCUGGACGCUCGCCAAAGCAAGCGCCCCCACCGCCGACCAGCUCGACGCCUACACCCGCAUCGAGUCCGCCAUGCGCCUCGCCGCCGCGCGCUACAACCGCCUCGGCAGCGCCACAAAAUCCAUCCGCGUAGCCUACGCGCCCGGUGUCCCCACCGCCGAAGCCAACUUCAACGGCGACCUGCGCUUCGGGUCGAACCGGGCGUACAUGAACGAGCGCACGGCGCUGCACGAGAUCAGCCACACGCUGGGGAUCGGGCAGACGGCGGCGUUUGACCGCAAGUGCGCGGCGGGGGAUUGGCGCACGGCGCUGCCGCUGUUGCGGAGCUGGGAUGGGAGUGCGGCGGUGAUUAACUGUGGUGGCUCGCAUAUUUGGCCGUAUGGGCUUAAUUAUGAUACCGAGUGGAGCGAGUCGAAUGCGAAUCGCCAUGUGCAGUUGUUGAAUGCUAUGAUUGCGGAUGGGCUGCAGGGGUAGGGUGUGGAUGCGUAAGGUGGAGGUUCUUGUUCAUCUUGUUUAUAGGUACUUUGGGACGUAUAUAUUCUUUCACCCAAUGGGUUCAAGUCAGCUUAUACUCGACGCACUGUGAUUUCCCCUUACUUAUGAGCCCUCGGUUUCCUAUAUAGUAGGCUACGCGGA
Messenger RNA from Boeremia exigua, 984 nucleotides. RefSeq lists its product as uncharacterized. The record is from RefSeq and is a predicted model, not a curated record. The transcript has a single exon. NCBI's taxonomy places the organism in Eukaryota, Fungi, Ascomycota, Dothideomycetes, Pleosporales, Didymellaceae. The coding region runs from base 289 to 822 and encodes 177 amino acids.